Molecule: messenger RNA, 3543 nt
Organism: Pestalotiopsis fici W106-1
Lineage: Eukaryota; Fungi; Ascomycota; Sordariomycetes; Amphisphaeriales; Sporocadaceae
Exons: 6
Coding region: 1-3543 (1180 amino acids)
Molecular function (GO): ATP hydrolysis activity; ATP binding
Source: RefSeq, a predicted model, not a curated record
AUGCCCAGCGAUCCGUUGGCAUCAGACGGUGAUCAUGGCGGAGGAUCUGAUACUCAGACGACGCAGGAAGCGCCUCUGACAGCGCCAGAUGAAGGGGAAAACGAUUCAACCACUGCAGGCACGCAAAUACACGAGCUUCAUAAAAGGCUCCGCGAAAUGGAAUCGAAGAUGGGAUCUGUGGAUAAAUUAUACAACCUUCAUAAAUCGACGGCCGAGGCUAUGGAGUUCAGUACUGAAGAUCCUACAAUUUCGGCAUGGAGCAAUCCUGCUUUUGAUCCUAUUGUUCGUCGCCGUGAAGAACUAGAGUUCUAUACGGACGUGCUGUUUUUCAUGCGGAAACUUCGUCAUACACACAAGGCGAUAGUUGAGAGGGAAAGAAUUAACAAAGAACGAAUGGAAGCCCUCCAAAAGCCCGACGACACGACGGUGGAUGACCGCAUAGAGAAGAUCUGCCUCGAUGCAUUCAAAGAGGGCAAGCGUCUCAAGCUGAUACAAAUGGAAUGGGAUGAUUAUCUCCUCCGAGGCGCAUACGACUCACCAAUUCCCAUCGAGGAAAACUGCUUAACUCCAGUUCAUGUGAUCUCUGGAGAACCAGACUCUAGAUUGAUUCUACAGUUUCCAACCGCCAUGAGAAGCAUUGAGAGUGCCAUAAAAGAUCGGGCUCAAGUCGAAAGGAUCUCACCAACCUUUGAAAGUGGCAACUUAUUCGAGCAGGAACCACUACCCGAAAGAAUCCGGAUACACUCCAGGUCACUGGUUGCCAUCUUCCACGAGAUUGCUCACAUGAAGGGACCUCCAAGGGUACCCAUGGUGAACAUCCCCCAGAUACCCACUGUAUACUUGCGCCCGUUUCAGGAUAUUCUUUACAUCCAGCAGGAUUUGAGGGACUGGCUCGCAAUGCUUGAAAAGCACUUCGAAAAAUGCGACGAAACGAGGCACUUCGCGAGCGCAUCAAACUCAUCUAGUCCCGCCAAACCGCAUGAUGAUCCCGUUUCCAGCGACAAGGAUGAGACAAAAGAAAGCCUAACUUAUAGGCUCUCUCAUUCCGUUUCGGCAUUACUUCACCUGCGUUGUCUCAUGGAGUUUAUCGACAAAGAAAUCAAGCCAAAGCAAGAGUAUAUCAACAGCCCUGAGUGCACUCGCAUUCACUUUCACGAUUUGUGGCAUCUUUUCAAGCCCGGCGAUGAGGUCAUCCAACAAGAUGGAAAGCAGGCUUUUGUUGUACUGCGAGUUCAAGUCCCAAAGCACAGAGUAGAAGAACCGUGGAAUCGUUGGAACAAAGCCGAUGACUCAAGUGAUAGCAGCUCCAGCUCCAGCGAUAGUGACGACGACGAUGACGGCGAUGACGGCGAUGACGGCACUGAUGGUCCUUUCAGGGUUCAUUGCGCAUACAUAGACUUCGAUGGCAAAUAUUUCGGCCCUGUCUCGAAAAGGUUCAAGAUCCCGCCUUUUGGUGAAACCAAAUCAAUACGAUCUUUGCCUUUAUAUCCUUUACGACAUACGAAAGAUGCACAAGCAAGACAAGCACUUAUAAAGAGAGGCCAGAUGCUGCUUGAAGUCUCCAAAUUCAAAGCUAUGUACUACAUGGGCGUCACAAUUGACAAGAGAGACGAGAUUGAUAGCCAAGUCGUCAUAGAUUUCAAUGAAGCCCUGGCCGACGAAGAAAGGCGCAAGGCUUGGGAACCCAGGAUGGGGAACCUCAGGACUGCUGCUGAUCAUCUGGGAAGACAAUGCACGGCACAUUGUUGCUUCCCGCGAGAUGUACGUGGCGGAAGCCAGGCCGAAUCAAGUCGGACUGAGGAUCAUAUCAAGAGCUUGCUCCCGCACACACUAAUGGGUGUGACAUCUCUCAUUCUUCAGUCGAGAUCUCUACAAGAGGUUUUAAGCUCCCUGGACAAGCUGACUGAGACAGAAUAUACGAUCAUGACUUAUCGUGUAUUCGGGUUCAUUCUACGCAGUCGAAAGUGGGCUCAACUUGACCUCAACCUCCUGCGGUAUGAGAAUGCAAACGCCAGAAACCUCACUGUCGACGCUUUCGAAGGUCUGGAACUCCCAGACAAUCACAGAGAGGUGUUGAAAUCCCUGGUUGUCCAACACUUUCGCUCGAAGCAGUCUACGUUCAUGAAAAAUGAACAGACGGACUUGAUUCAAGGAAAAGGCAAGGGUCUCAUUCUAUUACUUCAUGGAGCACCAGGGGUAGGAAAAACCACAACCGCAGAGGGAAUUGCUGAGCUUUUCAAGAAACCCUUGUUUCAGAUCACCUGUGGUGACCUGGGGACAACUGCCAGGGAGGUUGAAACAGAAUUGGAGAAGAACUUUUCUCUGGCAAGCAGAUGGGGCUGCAUUUUACUUCUUGAUGAAGCAGAUGUCUUCUUGUCAGCACGAGAAAAGAUGGAUUUCAAGCGCAACGGUCUGGUGGCUGUGUUCCUCAGAGUUUUGGAAUAUUAUUCGGGGAUCUUGUUUCUCACGACAAACAGGAUUGGUGACUUUGAUGAAGCUUUUUCAUCUCGAAUCCACAUGAGCUUGUAUUAUCCACCACUUGAUGAGGACAAGACCUUGAAGGUCUUUCAACUCAAUCUUGAUCUCAUCAAGAAGCGGUUCGUCAGACAAGGCCGAAGUAUCACAUUUGAUGCAUCUGCGGUUGAGAAAUUCGCAAGGGACCACUUUAAGGCCUAUAAGUACAACCGAUGGAACGGCCGCCAGAUUCGUAAUGCAUGUCAGACAGCACUGGCACUGGCGGAGUUUGAUUCUCAGGGUGGCACGAUGAACAUUGAAAGUGAAAUGGACAAGAGUGUAGUUGUCGAACUGCAGCAAAAAUACUUUGAGACGGUACAGAAAGCAUAUCUUGCUUUCGACGAAUACCUAGGAGACAUCCAGGGUACGCAAGGUGAUAGCAGAGCGAUAGAUUACAAGCUACGCGCGAGGACCGACACCCCCUAUCAGGCCAAGCGAAACGCCUUCCCGCAACAUGAGAGCUACAGAGUACCCAGGAGCCAACACAUCUUGCAUCCGGAGUACCCCCAUACACAAAGAGGUUCAGCCAACGUGUCACAAUCCAACUUCGGACCACAGGGGGAUCCGUUUGAUCAAAACUAUACCCCAACAACCCCAAAUGCAAACAUGCAGAGUUCGCGAGGCUAUGAACACUAUUCGCCUCACCGGGUUCCGAUGCAGUCCUAUCAAGGCCAAGCCCGUGGUGGAUCGAUGACCAGUCGGGAGGCCUAUGAAAGAUCUCCAGAAGCAAGUCAGCAGUACCAAACGGAUCAUCAAUACGCCCAGGGAGGGCCGCGGGGUCAGCAGUUCGACUCGCCCCGAGGGAGCAAUCGCAUCAUCCGCAGCGUGGAGGACGAACGGUAUUCUAGUCCUGGCUAUGACGAUUCACCUCUCCCCAACCGCCCUGCUCAGCGCCCAUCGCAAGCAUAUAGCUACGAAAACCCCAACGAUGGGGGAAGUGGGCAGAACCUGAACCCUUCCAUGCAAGGUCCUUCAUCAUAUAAUCCAAACACAAUCUUCCGAUCCAGACGAGAUGACGGAGGAAGCUGA